Molecule: messenger RNA, 1723 nt
Organism: Musa acuminata subsp. malaccensis (wild Malaysian banana)
Lineage: Eukaryota; Viridiplantae; Streptophyta; Magnoliopsida; Zingiberales; Musaceae
Product: transcription factor bHLH18
Molecular function (GO): protein dimerization activity
Source: RefSeq, a predicted model, not a curated record
UCCAGGCCUUGUAAUUAUCAAUAAAGAGAUAGAGAAACAGUAAAGAGAAGGCAGAAAGAACAUGGAGGAAGAGUUUUCCAGCCUUAUAAGAGGCACAAAAAGCUCCAAGUUCUUGAUGCAAAGAUAGUAUAUGUAAGAAGCUCAGUUGGCCUCUGCUUCAAAGGAAGAGAAAGGAGGACCUUAACCUUCUGAUGCAGGCUGGUCUUCUUCUCUCUGUCUCAUGAAGUCAUUGGUUCCUCAGCUAUCCUUUGGUUGUCUUGCAUUGAUCACCAAGCUUUAAUGUUGUUGUUUCUGUCAUGGAACCACAAGCUGCGGGAUGGUAUUCUGAUGUGGGAAUGGAUGGAAGUUUCUUUGGUCAGUGGGAGGUGAUGGAUGAGCUCACGGCGCAAGAAGUCGAGGCGGCGCUUGGGCAAGACCUCCAGCAAUCCAUCUCCUCGGAAAGCUACGACUCAUUCCCUUCGGAUCAACCACCGGCGAGCACCGGAAGACCAAGGGGAGCUCUCAAGACUCGUAGCUGGAGCUCUUGCACCACCGAGCAGCAGAACUCUGCUCUGGUCCCUACUGCCUCCUCUCCCAGCAUCCUUUCCUUCGGCAAUCCGGAGUCACCCACUGACCGGAACAACAUCUACGGUUGUCUCGGUGGUGUGGUGAAGCGAAAGAAGGAGAUGGACGUUCUCCUCCACCAUGGAUCCAAGAGGAACUAUGACGCAAUGGUCGGGCAGGGAACGACUUAUCACAACAAGGAUCACAUCAUGGCUGAGAGGAAGCGAAGGGAGAAGCUCAACCAGAGAUUUAUAGCUCUAUCGGCCAUCGUGCCUGGCCUCAAGAAGACGGACAAGGCUUCUGUUCUUGGUGAUGCUAUCAAGUAUCUGAAGCAACUCGAAGAGAAGGUGAAGGUCCUCGAAGAGCAGGCGGCAAAGAGGACUGUCGAGUCUGCAGUUCUCGUCAAGAAAUCUCAGCUCCGUGCCGACGAUGACAGCUCCUCCUGCGAUGAGAACUUUGAAGUGCGGCAGUGCGGUGAUUCCCUCCCGGAGAUCGAAGCCAAGAUUUCCGAGAAGGCCAUCCUCGUCAAGAUUCACUGCGAGAACCGCAAAGGAGUACUGGUGAAGGCACUCUCCGAGAUCGAGCAGCUGCACCUCUCUGUCGUCAGCGCAAGCGUCAUGCCUUUCGGCACCUAUUCUCUCGAUAUGACUGUGAUGGCUCAGAUCGAAGAGGGGUUCGACAUGAACGCGACGGACGUCGUGAAGAAGCUGAGUUCUGCUUUCAGAUAGCUUACAUGAAGACUCUCUGUCCUUGUACUGCUCUCGCUCCUAAUCGAAAGGACUUAUUCCCCACGCAUCUCAAAGACCAUCAUGCCCGGGCUUCAAGCUUUCUCUUCGUCUUCGCUACAUACUACGUCGGAGAAGAAGACUAGCACGGUUAUGUUCAUGUGGUCUUCGCUUAACCUUUCUGAAGGCUUCUUGUGUGGAGUUUGCUCAAAGAGCUCACCUUUCUCUUGACGAGGUUUGACUUCCCAAACCUACUCGUUGGCAUCCUGUGCGAUCUUCCUUGUUUCCGAGAGCUUCGGUGCGGUAGCAACUCCUCUGUUUCUUAGGUUGUCGAACCCUACUUGCCUCCCCUUUCCUGUGUGUAAGAAACAGGAGAGUUGUUGCUGUACAACUGCACAAUAAAAGUACCUACAUAUAUGGUGGCUAAUGAAUUCUCAUAUCAUUUGAUCGUUUAA